Messenger RNA from Hirsutella rhossiliensis, 4152 nucleotides. Its product is annotated as cyclic nucleotide-binding domain-containing protein. The record is from RefSeq and is a predicted model, not a curated record. The transcript has 7 exons. Gene Ontology annotation, molecular function: phosphatidylcholine lysophospholipase A1 activity. Gene Ontology annotation, cellular component: endoplasmic reticulum. Bases 1 to 4152 code for a protein of 1383 amino acids. Gene Ontology annotation, biological process: lipid metabolic process. NCBI's taxonomy places the organism in Eukaryota, Fungi, Ascomycota, Sordariomycetes, Hypocreales, Ophiocordycipitaceae.
AUGGCGUCUGACUUGUCAAAUGCCGCGCACGCCCUCGACAGCGUCUCCAGGAGCCUCACGCAGGCCGUGGAGUCGUCGGCCAGGCCACCGUCCGCUCCCUUGAGCACGGCCGGCAGCACAGUGGCAGCCCGGGACGCCUCCGGCUGGGUCGGACUCUUUGCCUGGCUGCUAUUGGCCAUCAUCAACCUCGUCUCGACUCUCUUGUACUGGAUCAUCCGCAUUGCCACCAUCAAUGUGCCGCGCAUCCUCUACACACUCUUCUCCACCAGCUGGACGGUGACCAUGAAUGCCACGACGCUCAUGCUCAUCAUAGUGGCCGUCGUGUCGGCGGUCAGCUGGGUCGUGAGGUAUCGCAUCCUCAACAUGUACUCGAGGCUUCCUCCUGAGCCUCAGCGCAAGGAGCCCGAGAUCGACCUCUUCCCAGACUCGCAUGACGAGGGUGCAAAGCUGGGCCUCUCCAGCUACCUCGACGAGUUCUUGAGUGCCAUCAAGAUCUUUGGCUAUCUUGAGCGGUCCGUUUUCCAUGAGCUCACGCGCAGCAUGCAGACGAGGAAACUCAUUGCCGGCGAAACCAUCAACCUCGAGGAAGAAAAGGGCUUUUGCAUCGUCGUCGAUGGCCUGGUUGAAAUCUUUGUCAAGCCUGGCCUCGACCCCCGGGCUACCGCGCGAUCUCGGCAUCAUGGCUAUGAAUCCUCGGGCGACGAGGACCUGGCUCCUGGCCAACAAAGAUAUCAGCUUCUGACCGAGGUUCGCAAUGGUGCACCGAUGUCGUCGUUGUUCUCCAUCAUGUCGCUCUUUACGGAAGAUGUCAAGCUGCGACAUAAUGAGGACGAAGAAGGCGAUUCACGAGAGGCGUCCAACGUUCCUAUGUCGAUGCCAAACACCCCCCAGAUUCCUCCCAUGUCCCUAGACGCAUCGGGCGUCCUGUCCGCACGCUCGGCGCUUCGGCCUGGGCUACCGCAUCGGCAAACAUCAAGCUCCGCUCACCCGGACAUCAUCGCCCGAGCUACCGUUGAUACGACCAUUGCCAUCAUACCAGCCAGUGCAUUCCGCCGUCUCAUCAGGGUAUAUCCCAAGGCCACAUCGCAUAUCGUGCACGUCAUUCUCUCCCGGUUCCAGAGAGUGACCCUGUCGCAUGCCUUCAACUAUCUCGGCCUCACCACCGAGGUGCUGCAGACCGAGAAAAGCAUGGUCAAGUACACGGUCUGCCAGCUCCCAAACAUGUUGCGAGGCGACGCCUUGACACGGCUCAAGGAGAAAUUCAACCGCGACCUGCUGGCCCAAACCCAGCAUGCCCGCACCGCAGGCCGCACACCAAGCAUUGGACCGUUUACGGGUUCGAUAUCAGUUCCAUCGAGCGAUCUGUUGAGUCCCCUGGACUCGAGAUCUUUCAACCCUUUCGAUUCUCAAAAACACGCACGGAUAUCCAUAGAUCCGCGCGAGUCUGCCGAUGAGGACAAUCUCUUCAGAGCUUCGAUUCUGGAAUGCAUGUUCAAGUCUCUGGGUUUGGACGGCGGGGGCACUGCUUCCGGAGAGCCGGAGUCAAUUGAAGGGUCGCCUCGACUUGGUUCGGUCGAUCCGAGACGAUCUAAAGCGCACUACACAAACAAUGCCUUUGGCUUCAUGGGUCCCUUUGACAGUUCGGGCGACGCGGACUCGGAGUCUGUAACUUCUAGCGCCGUCGCGGUCCACACACCUCCAAGCGCCCAGGCCCUGUCUCACGAGAUGAGGGAUGAAGUCGAGAUUGUCUUCUUUCCCAAGGGCUCGGUCCUUGUCGAGCAAGGAGAGAGGAAUCCCGGCUUAUACUACGUGGUGGAUGGGUUCCUGGACAUUGGGACGAGCAACAAUCAAAGCUCGCAGGAUAUAUUCCAGACGUCUGGCUCGGGGCACGUCAAGGCAGACCCUUCCAUGUUCAGGCCUGGCAAGUCGGACCACUACGAAGCCGAGACUCGGGCUCCGGAAGGCGAGGCGCAAGCCAGCGCUCGCCGGAGCAUCGCACUGGUCAAGCCGGGUGGCCUGGCUGGGUACAUCGGCAGCAUAUCCUCCUACAGGUCCUUCAUUGACGUCGUGGCCAAGACCGACGUCUACGUCGGGUUCCUACCACGAGCCUGUCUGGAAAGAAUUGUCGACAAAUAUCCAAUCGUGCUGCUCACAAUGGCCAAGAGGUUGACGAACAUUCUGCCACGUCUCAUCCUCCACAUCGACUUUGCCCUGGAAUGGGUUCAAGUCAAUGCAGGCCAAGUUCUCUUCCAUGACGGCGAUGAAAGCGACGCCAUUUACAUCGUCCUGAACGGCCGUCUGCGGUUGGUGGAAGACAAAAAGGACGGCGGGAUGACGGCCCUCGCAGAGUAUGGCCAGGGCCAGAGCGUUGGCGAGCUCGAGUUUCCACGGACCCUGUUCAACAGCCUGGCUAAGGAGCACCCCAACAUCACCAUCAAAAUCUCCAAGAUCAUAGCCUCUCGCAUGAGGGCCGCGGUCGAUGAGCCAUCCAGGAACAGCGGGAAACAAGCAGGCUCGGGAGCCAUUCAUAGCUCGAGGAAGUCGACAAUGAAUCUCCGGACGGUGGCCAUUCUGCCAGUCACCGCUGGCGUCCCCGUCGUCGAGUUUGGCAACCGCCUUAUGAAUGCGCUUGCCCAGGUCGGCCCUCCCAAUGGUGCCACGUCGUUGAAUCAAGCCGCCGUUCUCAAUCACUUGGGCAAGCAUGCUUUCAACAAAAUGGGCAAGCUGAGGCUGGCCCAAUAUUUGGCCGACCUGGAGGAGAAAUACGGACUCGUUGUCUACGUGGCCGAUACCAACGUCAAUUCGUUAUGGACGCAGACGUGCAUCACGCAAGCCGAUAGUAUUCUACUCGUGGGCCUGGCAGAGGGGUCGCCAGCCAUUGGAGAAUACGAACGGUUCAUGCUUGGGAUGAAGUCGACGGCUCGUAAAAUGCUGGUUCUCCUACACAGCGAACAAUUCUCAAGGCCAGGCUUGACCAGAUCUUGGCUGCGGAACCGCAUGUGGAUCAACGGAGGCCACUAUCACAUUCAGAUGGCUUUUAGGAAUAACGCCAUCCCCGUCCAUACUCCUUACAAGAAGCUGGGGCAGGCUCUGAAGGAACGCGUUCAGGUACUGCAAGCUGAGUUUCAGAAGUACACGUCCAGAAAGGUCCUCCACACGGCGUACUAUUCGGCCGAGAGCCCUUAUAAAGGCGACUUUCAUCGCUUAGCUCGCAGGCUAUGCGGCAAAUCAAUCGGCCUCGUCCUCGGCGGAGGUGGAGCCCGGGGCAUCAGCCAGAUCGGCAUCAUUAGAGCAAUGGAAGAGGCAGGCAUCCCAAUUGACCUGGUAGGAGGCACGUCCAUGGGGUCCUUUGUCGGUGCGCUGUACGCACGGCACGCUGAUGUGGUACCCAUGUUCGGCUUCGCCAAGAAGUUUGCGGGUCGCAUGGCAAGUCUCUGGCGAUUUGCCUUGGACCUGACCUACCCAUCGGCGUCGUACACUACGGGGCACGAGUUCAAUCGAGGCAUCUUCAAGACAUUUGGCAACAUGCAGAUUGAGGACUUCUGGCUCGAGUUUUACUGCAACACGACAAACAUCAGUAAAAGUCGAGCUGAAUUCCACACGAGCGGAUACGCCUGGAGAUAUAUCCGCGCAUCAAUGUCGCUUGCCGGGCUGCUGCCGCCGCUGUGCGAUGAGGGCAGCAUGCUUCUAGACGGAGGCUACAUCGACAACCUGACAGUGUCGCACAUGAAGGGGCUCGGAGUCAACACCAUCUUCGCGAUUGACGUUGGCGCACUGGACGAUGAUGCGCCACAAACGUACGGCGACUCACUCUCGGGAAUGUGGGCCUUUUUCAACCGGUGGAACCCCCUCUCUUCGCAUCCGAAUCCGCCGACGCUGGCGGAGAUCCAAGGCCGCCUUGCAUACGUGUCAAGCGUGGAUGCGCUGGAGCGGGCCAAGACGAUGCCCGGAUGCAUCUACAUGCGACCACCGGUUGACGAGUACGGGACGCUCGACUUUUACAAGUUUGACGAGCUGUACCAGAUGGGAUACAGGUACGGGAAAGACUUUUUGCAGGGGCUGCGGGAGAAGGGCGCUCUGACCAUGACGGAGGAGACGGAGGCCAAGGAGGCGAUGAGACGAACCACGGCGCCCCGACGAGCCAGUAUAUGA